CCCACCCAGAGGCUGUUGACACAUGCCAAAAAUACAGAAUACAAUGUAAUUAUAUUUCGAGUGUUGUCUGUGUUGGUGAUGCGCGUAGAUGGUCAAGUGCUCCGAGAUGGUACUCCACCUGUCCUCGACGAAAAAGGAGAAAAAACGAGAGUGCUUUGAGUACCAUGCUAACUGACAAGGGUAAAGGGGGAAUGAUUGCCGGCAGUGUGAUUGUAUUCUAAUUCCAGUCAUUCCAACGACGAUAAUCGACACGGGAAGUGCGUAUAGACGUAAUUGCUCGAGGUGAUGGCUUCGCUCAGUGGAUUCAUCGAGUUCUUUCAGAAGGGAAAGGUGAAUACAUUCAGACCGAAGAAGAAGUUUACACAUGGAACUCUCCGGUAUUCUCUUUACAAACAGGCUCAGGCAUCAUUAAAUUCGGGGAUUAAUCUUCGUGCUGCUGUUAAAUUGCCACCCGGAGAGGAUUUGAAUGACUGGAUAGCUGUGCAUGUCGUAGAUUUCUUCAAUAGGAUAAAUCUGAUUUAUGGAACGAUAUCUGAAUACUGCGAUUCUGCUUCAUGUCCUACGAUGAGUGGAGGUGCGAGAUUUGAAUAUUUGUGGGCCGAUGGUGAGAAAUAUAAAAAACCCACUGCUCUUCCGGCUCCACAGUAUGUGAGCCUCUUGAUGGAUUGGAUUGAAACGCAAAUCAAUAACGAAAAUGUCUUUCCGGUUUCCACGGAUAUUCCGUUUCCAAAGACUUUUAUCGGCCUGUGUAAGAAAAUUCUAACUCGAUUGUUUCGAGUAUUUGUUCAUGUUUAUAUUCAUCACUUCGAUAGGAUCGUUGCGAUUGGUGCGGAAGCCCACGUGAAUACGUGCUACAAACACUUCUACUACUUUGUGACUGAGUUUGAAUUGAUAAAUGUGAAGGAACUCGAGCCACUAUCUGAAAUGACCUCCAAAGUGUGCAAAGAUACGACAGCAACUCCAAGCACACCCUCCAAUAGUCAAUCGAGAUAGUCAACGUAGAAUAAAAUAGAUGAUUUAAUGAUUUCAAUUAAUGAAAUCGCUUGACACAUUCAAAUAUCAAGAUUUCCACUUUUUUUACGUUUUUUUCAUCAACUCUGCACAUCACAUUUACUUAAUUCAUCUAGUCAUUUACACCAAGACAAUUAUCCAUUAUUUGUGCUCGUCAAUGAUAAUUAAAAA
Messenger RNA from Fopius arisanus, 1182 nucleotides. RefSeq names its product MOB kinase activator 3 (gene Mob3). The record is from RefSeq and is a predicted model, not a curated record. Gene Ontology annotation, cellular component: cytoplasm. The transcript has 4 exons. NCBI's taxonomy places the organism in Eukaryota, Metazoa, Arthropoda, Insecta, Hymenoptera, Braconidae. The coding region runs from base 286 to 993 and encodes 235 amino acids.